This is a messenger RNA of Ilex paraguariensis (yerba mate), 270 nucleotides long. The record is from the annotation of a GenBank genome assembly. NCBI's taxonomy places the organism in Eukaryota, Viridiplantae, Streptophyta, Magnoliopsida, Aquifoliales, Aquifoliaceae.
AUGAGGGAGGAGAAGAAAAAGGAUGAGAAGAAGAAGGAGAAACAGGAAAAUCGACAGGAAAAAGAAAGGAAGAGGAGUAGAUUGAGGAAGGAGGAGUGGCAAGAGGAGAAGAAGAGAGAGAAGGAAGAAAAGCAAGAGGAAAAACAGGAGAAAAAGGAGAGAAGAGAAGUCACUCGGAAGAUCAAGACUCGUCAAUUUGCUUGGAGCAUUCCCUACGAGGAGGAGAAGGAUGAGGAGAAAAUGGAGGAGGAUAAAAGUGAAGGAGGAUGA